Messenger RNA from Ostreobium quekettii, 939 nucleotides. Lineage: Eukaryota; Viridiplantae; Chlorophyta; Ulvophyceae; Bryopsidales; Ostreobiaceae. The record is from the annotation of a GenBank genome assembly.
AUGCAGGAGGGCACCAGCCGCGCCGCGUCCGGCGCCAGCAGCCGCGACGUGAGCCGGCAGGCCUGGCUGACCACCCGCAGCGGCCUGCGCCCCCUGCGCGCCCCCCCCUCGCUCGACGUCUACUACUUCUACCCCUCAGUGUCGCUCAUCGCCGCGAGCUUCUUCGGCUUUCUGUGGGCCACCCGCCCGGCCAAGGCCAGCGACCAGCGCCUGGCCCUCUGGCGCGAGCAGCUGGCCGACGAUCUCGUGGUUGGGUGCUUUUGGGCCUAUUGCGAUGAUCUGGCGGAGGUUGCCGAUGGGGAGGCCCUGGAGCUGGGCGUGUCCGGGGUCGCCGAGGGAUGGUACGACCCCAAGCUGGAUUACUGGUCGGCGGCGAUGAGGCGGUGCUGCACAGCGCUGGGCGUGCGGUACCAGCAGCAGCUGAGGCGGCAGGAAUUCAGAGAGCGGACGGGGCGGGUGAGGCGGGCGGAGCUGGACUACACGCCACGGGAUGUGGCCGUGGCGCUGGGCUACGAGGUGGCAGACGACAGAGUGAGCUCGGGGUGCGUGCUGAAGGUUCUUGUACCAGCACUCAAGGCGACGCAGCUGUGCCACGGCAUGAUCAGCAUCCGGGAGUUUAAGCAAAUCCUGAGGCAGGCACUGUAUGCAGACAAGGAGGGGGUGAUCGGCCCCAAGGUCCGACGCCUGCUGUGCAGCAGCCAGGUCAACGAGUACCUCAUGUCCGACAGCCUGCAGUAUGACGCGCAGUACAGGCAUGUGUACUACAAGAUGGCGACGAAGCUCAUGACUGACCCAUGGAACACAUGGGAGUCCAGCUCGGCGUGUUAUUAUGGCAACAUGAACGAGCCACCCGACUCCCUGCGGAACGCGAUGGCACUUGUGCGCAGAAACGUUGAGGCCUGGUACGAUGUGUACGGGAUGCCCUUCGAAGGGGACUGA